Messenger RNA from Cylicocyclus nassatus, 1932 nucleotides. NCBI's taxonomy places the organism in Eukaryota, Metazoa, Nematoda, Chromadorea, Rhabditida, Strongylidae. The record is from the annotation of a GenBank genome assembly.
CCGCCGACCGCAAUGUCUCUAUUACGCUGUGUCAUUCUCGUCGCGCUACCCGGUAUUCUCGGCUAUUCGCUACGUGAUGACAUCCGACUACUUGACGACAUCGUCGAAGUCGAUGCUCAAGCGUCGCGACAUCGCGAACGGCGACAUCAGUCGGCCGCAAGCAGUGACUCGCGGCGCCAACUUAUGGGUCUUACCGAGGAGGAACAUAACACUGUACAAUAUUAUUUAGACAAAUUGCGACAACUAGGCAAGCAACGGCAUCCGGAAGGCAAUGAUAAGCAACAAGAAAAUGAUGAUUUGAUGAAAUGGCGGAAACGUAUGCGAGGCGAUGUUGAGGGAGAAAUUUUGAAUCCAGAAGAACAUGGACGUCAUUUUGAGGGCGAUAUUAUAUUGUUCCCGGACCAAGCUAAGGAAAUCUAUGAAAACGCAUUGAAAUCUGGUAGUAGGCGAGUGAAACGGAAAUUUAUUGGAUCAAGUCUGAGGCGAUGGGAUCCAAUGCGACCAAUUAUCUACAGUUUCGACGGGUCACACACAUCACGAGAACAACGGAUCAUUGAAUUGGCCUUGGAGCACUGGCACAAUAUCACAUGCUUGAAUUUCAUGCGGAAUGAUAACGCCAACAGUGGAAAUCGGAUAGUUUUCACGGACGUUGAUGGUUGUGCCAGUAACGUAGGUAGGCACCCGCUUGGCGAGGAGCAAUUAGUGUCGCUAGCACCCGAAUGUAUUCGACUGGGUGUAAUCGCCCAUGAAGUAGCACAUGCGUUAGGAUUUUGGCAUGAACAAUCACGACCCGAUCGUGAUCAAUUUGUGAAUGUACGAUGGGAGAACAUAGACAAGGAUUCAAAAGGACAAUUUUUAAAAGAAGACCCAGAUGAUGUAGACAAUGCUGGUGUGCCAUAUGAUUACGGUAGUAUUAUGCAUUAUAGGAGCAAAGCAUUUUCUCGUUAUGAUGAUCUCUAUACAAUUAGCACAUUCGUGACUGAUUAUCAAAAAACUAUUGGACAACGGGAUCAACUAUCAUUCAACGAUAUCCGGUUGAUGAAUAAGAUUUACUGUAGUAAUGUAUGUCCUAGGAAAUUGCCAUGUCAGCGUGGAGGUUAUACAGAUCCGAGGAGAUGCGACCGAUGUCGAUGUCCAGACGGAUUUACCGGCCAAUUUUGCGAACAAGUAAUGCCUGGUUAUGGAGCAGUAUGUGGAGGAAGAUUGCAGAUGAACAGUGGGUGGACAAGAUUCAGCAGUCCAGGAUAUCCACGAGAAUUCAAAGAGGGGCAAGAAUGUUCCUGGUUGUUGGUAGCUCCACAGGGACAAGUAGUUGAGAUGCAGUUCAUUGGAGAGUUUGAAAUGUAUUGCAAAGUUCGGCAUUCAUUAUGCAUGGAUUACGUCGAGGUGCGUAAUUCGACUGACUUCGCUAACACUGGAAUGAGGUACUGCUGCUACGGUACACCUAGGACGAGUAUACGAUCUGCAACUACAGACCUUGUCGUGCUCUUCCGCAGCUUCUAUCGCGGUGGUCGCGGCUUCGAGGCACGAGCCCGUGCGCUACCAGCGAAUGGUCAGUGGGCGCCAUGGACGCCGUGGACACCUUGCACGGCUAGUUGUGGUGCAUGCGGCUCACGAAUGCGGACACGUAUCUGCCCCUAUGGAGCAUGCGCAGGUGAACCGGUCGAAACCCAAGUUUGCAACAUCCAUCCCUGUAACGGACUUUGUGCACAAAAGAAAACUGAGGAGGGUGAAUGCAGCGGAUUUUUAUCGUUAUUACGAGGAGUCAGGUGUAAACAAGAACGUACCGUAAUGGAACCGUGCGAUAACGCUUGUUGUCCAGGAUUUACGAAUGUGGGUGGUCGCUGUGUGCGAUGAUAUACGGGAUGAUUUUGGUCUUUGAUCAAUUUUAUGUAUAGUUUUGAUGAACAGGAUAAUAAAAUUUUAUUUUCA